Messenger RNA from Microthlaspi erraticum, 486 nucleotides. NCBI's taxonomy places the organism in Eukaryota, Viridiplantae, Streptophyta, Magnoliopsida, Brassicales, Brassicaceae. The record is from the annotation of a GenBank genome assembly.
AUGGUGACCUUUAGGCAGCUUGAGAUACUGUUUGGGUUCACCUAUGGAUCAGGAAGUCCUGUGCUUAGAUAUGUCCACAAGGCUCUUGCAAACACCUUCUUUGCAAGGAAAGCCACUGGAACAAUCAAUGAGGGAGAAGUGAAGCUCCUUGACAUGGGAAUCAAGCCUAUCAUCUCACGAACUAGGGAUGGGAAGAAGAUCAGAGGAGAUAGGGCACAUGCAGGAAACCUCAUGCCUCUCCUUGAGCAGCUCCAAGCCUACAAGCAGGAGUUCAAGUGGACAAGAGAAGGUCUACUCCACCAGGUUGGAUGGACAUCAAGUUUUGCAAGACCAACCUUCUCAUUGAGCACAAGGAGUUGGAUGGGAGGUUCCAAUUCAAGUUCACCAUCCCUUGGCUGGCCCUCCAAGCUUCUUCUGCCCAACCCUGAGCUCACCACGGUUCUAGGAGGUACAAACAUUGACUUCAGACCCCUGUGUACACAUUAG